AUGGAUCCAAAUAGUACCUCCUCUGAUGGAGGACACAAGGCAAAAUCAAUUACGAAUUAUAAUGCCGUUGCUCGCCAUUACACAGGGCUAAACAGAUAUAUCAUCAUUCUUCUCUACUGCAUUCCAAUAUCAGUUGCGUCGAGUAUUUAUUUUAAUUGGUCCUCUGUAUCACGUUUGUUGAUCAGGGCUGGAAUUUACGAAUGGCACUGCUCAAGUGCCGAUAUAGCUGAAAAAUCAGCACACAAAAUAAAAUGUGAAGUUCAAAGGUUAAAAAUAUCGCACUUGUUGGUGUUGACAAGAAGUUGCGAUAUGGCUGUAUCUGUCUUAACAGGGUCCCUAGUGGAUAAAUUUAGUCAAAGGUAUGUUAUGUUAGCUGGGAAUAUCUUCUUGAUUCUGGGUUGGCUUGCGCUGGCUUUCAACGGUCAAGAUGAUCGCUUGGUCUUAUUUGCGUUCUGCUGCAUUGGUUUAUGUGCGUCAUGUGUAUUCAUGUCUGCACUCAACGUUAUUAGCCUUUUUUCUGAUAGCAGUGGGUUGGCUAUUUGCUUCGUUGUUAGUGUGGCAGAUGAUAUUUCUACCAACAUUCCUCUCAUAUUGAAUGGCAUGUUUACCCUGUUUGGGCCAGACGGAUUCGAGAGAGUCUGCAUAUUCUACAUCUUUUUUUCUGUGGUACCAACCAUGAUUAUUGGAUUGACAGCCAUGCCCGUCAAGUCAUGGACGACAUGCAUCAAAGAAUAUGAACGUACAAUCAAACCUGCGCUUGAGAUGAAUGAUUCUACUCUUUCUAUUUCUGAAGAAACUAACAAUGCACCAGAAGAUAUGAAAGAGUACACAGCAGAAAGUCCUAAGCGUAAGAAUCUCAAGGCUAGCAUACAAGACUUAUCGCAAUCUGCAAUUCUUUAUUUGGCUACACCACGUUUUGUAAUUAUACUCAUUUGCUUUAUCAUUACAAACUUUUCAAACAUAUUUAUGUCCAACCUCUUUUUGAAGUAUUAUGACGAUGAUGAAGAUGUUGAAUUUAUGUCAGAGAUUUUGUUGUCUGCACAAUUUAUACCAGGACUUAUACUAGGGCAUUUAUUUGAUCGAUUUUCAGCAUCGAAAGUGAAUUACAGUCUCAAUGUCCUCUCUAUUCUGGCAUUUGUGCUACUGUAUGUGCACAACACGACAACCGGAUACAUGUUCUGCUUUCUCCAAGCGAUACUCAUCUGUGUGGACUUUUCCACACUCAUGGUGUACAUUAAUCUCUUAUUCCCUGCGGAACACAUGACCACAAUAACAGGAUUCACGCUGUUUUUUGAUGGAUUUGUCUCUCUUAUGCUAUCAUAUGCUGACGAUGCUAUGCUUGAAGCAACUACUGAUAUACCCAUCUUUAUAAGUUUUGGUCUUUUAUUGGUCAGGCUACUCCUGUUUAUCUACCUCCAUCACAUGAUAAAUGAGGAGGAGCUUACUGGUCGUUGCGUUUCCGACCAAGGCAACUGUGAGGUGGCUCUAGCUUGA
Molecule: messenger RNA, 1494 nt
Organism: Theileria equi strain WA
Lineage: Eukaryota; Apicomplexa; Aconoidasida; Piroplasmida; Theileriidae
Exons: 1
Coding region: 1-1494 (497 amino acids)
Biological process (GO): transmembrane transport
Molecular function (GO): transmembrane transporter activity
Source: RefSeq, a predicted model, not a curated record